AUGACGACCCAUGUAAACACGACUUCCAUCACAACCACCACCACCAUCAGUACCCAGCGAGACCCCAGCCCCGGCUCCCCGCCAGACUUGACUGGCUCAAAAUCGUCCAAGUCGUCGGGCUCGUUCCGUUCUACCUGCCUGACCAGUCAACCGAGUCACGACAACCUGUCGCAUUUCGAGGACAUCGCUCUCGCCGAUUCUGGCAGAGACGAGGCCGACGACUUACACGUUCGAAUCACCCCAAGGAAACUCUCAAACACGCAUGCUCCACCAGCACGUCGAGCGUCGGCUACCUCCCAGAAUGGACGCAACUCUUCAGCUCCCGAAGUAUUGCGCGAUGCCACCAACAUCCACCGUCCUCGAUAUCCCAGCCUGAAGUCGCAUGUCAAUGCUGCCAACUUCAAUGCUCGUCCCAUUCGUCGAGGCUUUACUAGUCCCUCAACGCCAUCGCUCGUCAUGGGAGCAAGGACUCGUCCCUCGAGGUCAGUCUCUCCCAACGGCCAGGCUCUCAGCGAUGGUGGUCGUUCUCCCACGUCCGCAGCACCACAAACACUGGCUCCUAGGCCGCCUCUGAGGCCAAGGAAAUCGGUAAAAGAGCUCGAAGCCGAAUAUCACGAUUCUGACGAGGAAGUGCCCGAAGAUGCCGUCAUCUGGAAUGUCCCCAUCUCUCCACGCCCUCCAAUGCAUUCUGNNACUCCCUCAAGUCCCACCAGAAUUGUCUCUACCAAUAUAACCCCAGAACUCAAGCCGACAAACAGCAAUUCAUCAUCGAAGGAAGAAGCCCCUCGUUCUGCCACACGGCCAAACUUGCCUCACAGCGCAACCAUCGCCGCAUUUCCUCCAGACCCUGCCUCGCCCAGACUUCAACGUGGCAGAACCUGGAACGAGGACCUAAGCGAGGAAGCUCGAGAGGUUGCCGCUGCUUUGGAAGAGCACGCCGAGCGCGUAUCGCAAGAAAGACGUCGCUCCACGCGCAACAGCACCAAUGGCAGUCCUCCGCGCCCCUCUAUGAAGCUUAGAACGAAAACUAGCAUUAUGGAGUUGCCUCCACUACAAAAAGGAAACGUCAUGAUCGACCCACUGCCAAUCAGCAAGGAGAAGGAGGCAGUACUCACUAGGACACGUCCAUCGUGGCUUCCACCCAAAAGCCAAAAAGAGGAGAAAAAGCAUAUGAAGGAGUGGGAGAGGAUGAUGGCCGCAGCCGAGGCAGCCGAGAAGAAGCGUAUCGCCAAAGAAGCCGAACAACAGCAACAACGCAAACACGUUGAAUCCAACAUUGCACGAAUCUGGGAACAACACGUUAUCCCCAACUGGGACGAUGUGGUGAAAGAACCAAGGACUCGCGAGCUUUGGUGGCGUGGUGUCACUCCUAGAGACAGAGGUACUGUCUGGAGCAAGGCUGUUGGCAACGAGCUGUCAUUGACAGAGGCCUCGUACGCCAAUGCUCUCAAGCGCGCCCGCACACUACAAUCGUCGGUCAACAACCUCCCAGAAGAAGAGCGCUCCAAGCACGCUGAUGCAGGUUGGCUGGCUGCCAUCUCUCGCGAUGUCCCAACCGUCUUUCCUGAGCUCGGUAUUUUCGGUCCUGGUGCACCCCUGCACUCUACUUUGGAAGAUGUGCUUCUCGCCUACUCUGCCUACCGCAGUGAUGUGGGCUAUGUCUACGGAGUCCACACGAUUGCAGGCCUUCUCGUGCUAAACAUGAGUGCGUCAGCUGCCUUCAUCGCUCUUGCAAACAUGCUGAAUCGGCCAAUCGCUCUUGCCUUCCNNCUGAUCAACGAUCAAGCGACUGUGUCGCGUAUCUACUCGACCGUUCUCUCCACACUCAAAUACAAGAUGCCUCGCUUACACGAGCACCUUACGAGCCCCGAGACUGGCUUCAAGGGCCCUGAAGAAUGGCUGCACCCCUUCCUCGCUACCCUGGGCACGCAGAUUCUCAGUCCUGACUCUUGCAGUCGUCUCUGGGAUAUUGCCGUCUUCGAAGGCGACAAGACGUUCAUUCGCGCAGCUGUUGGCGUGCUGGCGUUGCUUGAGAGCAGACUCUACGGACCGAGAGAGGAACUUCUGUCUCUGAUUGGCUGGGGCGCUCGUCCGCUGGACUUCGAGGAAGAACAAGUCAUUGUUGCCAUUCGCGAAGCUGGCAAGAUCUCUCCUCACAACUCAACUCCUGAUCUCAAUAGCAACAAGCGAUAG
Messenger RNA from Aureobasidium musti, 2193 nucleotides. The record is from the annotation of a GenBank genome assembly. NCBI's taxonomy places the organism in Eukaryota, Fungi, Ascomycota, Dothideomycetes, Dothideales, Saccotheciaceae.